AGCGCCAUAACGCGGCACAUCUGGAUCAUUUUAUGAGAAAUGGCUCCCAAAACGGCCAAAAAGAUUUUAAAAGACAUCCUGGAGAACCUGUCAGAGGAGGACCUCGACAAGUUCCGGUCAGAACUGCUGAACCGGAGAGUUGUGAAGACGAGCCAGGUGCAGAAGAAAGGGUUCUUGGUGAUUACAGAUGUGAUGGUUCAAGCUUACACCGAGAAAAACGUCCUGAAGGAAGCGGAGGACAUCCUGAGAGAGAACAACUGCGAACAGGCGGCGGACGAGCUGGCUGAAGAAGCCAAGAAAGCAGGUCUAGGAACACCUGACCGUGACCCGGGUCCAGGUCCGGGUCCAGGUCCAGCUCCAGCUCCAGCUCCAGCUCCGGCUCCAGCUCCGGCUCCGGUUGGAGUUGUCUUUCCUCAACAGGCAGUUCAAGCUUCAAAUGCGUCUCUCAGUGAUGAGUUUGACUUGAGGUAAAAUCUGCACUAAAGGGACAUUCCAGGACAAAAUGAGGGAGCCGCACCGGGACCCGCUGAACGGACUGCAGGUCCAUCAAGAUGUUCCUGAAGAACCAGCAGCUCCUCACUGACAUGCUGACCAGAAGUUCACUUUCAAUCUGGAAACAAUUACAUGAAGACGAACUGUUGAACUUUAAUAAAUGACUGUUUUACUCUAAAUGGCUGAAUGUAUAUCCAAGGAGCCUCAGUUACAGUCAGGAUGUCAAUAUUUACAAUAUUGAAGGUAAAAGAAAUCAAACAGAUCAUGUCCCAAUCAUUCCCUGUUCUGUGGGAUGUUGUUUCCAUAAAAACAUGUCUGAUAAAGUCGGUCUCUCUUUAAGCGGUUGCUAGGUAACCCAGCGUUCAAAA
This is a messenger RNA of Poecilia reticulata (guppy), 860 nucleotides long. RefSeq lists its product as uncharacterized. NCBI's taxonomy places the organism in Eukaryota, Metazoa, Chordata, Actinopteri, Cyprinodontiformes, Poeciliidae. The record is from RefSeq and is a predicted model, not a curated record.